Molecule: messenger RNA, 1736 nt
Organism: Bicyclus anynana (squinting bush brown)
Lineage: Eukaryota; Metazoa; Arthropoda; Insecta; Lepidoptera; Nymphalidae
Product: luciferin 4-monooxygenase
Exons: 11
Coding region: 83-1663 (526 amino acids)
Biological process (GO): fatty-acyl-CoA biosynthetic process; long-chain fatty acid metabolic process
Molecular function (GO): long-chain fatty acid-CoA ligase activity
Source: RefSeq, a predicted model, not a curated record
AAUAACAAGAGCAGUGUGCUGCCAACACAGUCGCAGUUCAGUCCAGACUACAGUCUGACAGUUAUCACUGCAGCGCGCUAACAUGGAGUAUCCACCUAACUACGGACAUGUAACGUUCGACCGAAUGAGACUCUUUCCGGAUCGAAUUUUCCAGAUCGAUGCAGCGACAGGAGAAGAAGAGAGCUACGGAUCAGUAUUGAAUCGCUCCAUCAGAUUAGCGCAAGCGCUGAGAGCGUUUGGUCUGAGCCCGGGAGAUGUCGUCGCUAUAAGCGGUCGCAACCAUAUUGAUAUUUGCAUACCGUUUUUCGCAGCACUAUUUAACGGUUCACCGAUUGUUGGCAUCGAUACCUUCUAUAAAUAUGAUGAGGUGCGUGCACAUUUUGAGCGAUCGAAACCCAAAAUAAUAUUUUGCCAAAACGAAUUAUGCGAUACUUUUGCGACGGCAGCAGCGAGCCUCAGUUUGGAUAUCAAAUUCGUCACUUUCGAUGAAGGAGACAAUGCAAUGUCGAAAUUUUUACAGAUGUAUCAGACAUCAGAACCGACAGAAAUUUUCAAGGUGGCAGAAUACGACAUAGAGGAAAUAUGUCCCUUUCUUGUAUGUACUAGCGGUACUACGGGAAAAUUGAAGAUUGUAGCCAUCAAAAAUAAGCCACUGCUACUUAAAGACGCAUUUUACACUAAAUACUCAGACAAAUCACGUAUAAGUAAGUCAUUGUUCUUGUCACCAAAUCACUGGAUGUCAUUCUUCUUUGCUCCGACUUUGAUAGUGGCUAGUGGAGGCAUACUGUUGCUAACUUCCAAAUACAACAAUUUUAAUUAUUUAAACGUACUCCACGUUACAGAUAUAAUUAAGAAAUACAGACCGGAAUGUGCACUGUUCUGUAUGAUGCAAAUACCAUCUAUCUUACUCGAAGCUCGGAAGAAUGAAGUUGAUAUCGAUAUGACUUCCUUACGGUUAAUAACUAUCGCAGGGGGUAAACUAUUUGACACAGCACAUCAAGAAUUUAAGAAACUUCUUGCUGAUAAUUGUCGGAUAUUAGAACUGUAUGGUCAAACAGAAACGAUUGGUGCCAUUUUUAAUCCCAGCCCUUUGCGCUCCGCUCGCAGUUGUGGAGUACCAACAGAUAUGCACACAGUAAAGUUGAUCGAUCCAGACACUGGUGUGGAGAUAAAGGAAGCCAACGUUAUUGGUGAAUUACUCGUUAAAGGGCCUUGUUUCUCGGGGUACUACAAUGAUCCGGAGGAAACUGCAAAAGCGUUCACAGAAGAUGGCUUUUACAAAUCAGGGGAUCUUUUAUACCGCGAUAAGGACAAUAAUUACUUUUUUGUUGAUCGUCUCAAGGCAUCGAUAAAGUAUCGCGGCACACGUAUAUAUCCCCUACAAUUAGAAGAAGUAAUACGCGAACACCCUGGAGUAGCGGAUGUUUGUGUUGUCGGCAUAGAUGGUCCUGUUGAAUUACAAAAAAUAGUUGCUUGUAUUGUGAAACACAAAGGCUCUGACGUCACCGCACAGGAGAUAAAGGAUCUAGUAGCAAGUAAACUUUCCGAAAACAAGAAACUGUGGGGAGGUGUACUAUAUGUUGACAAACUGCCCUACACGUCUACAGGAAAAGUACUUAAAGGCAUACUUGAAAAAAUGACGAUGACUGCUGAGAGAGAAUAGAUUUAUUUUUAGCACCAAAAUUCAUUUUAUAGUAAAAAAUUAAAGAAAUCAUUGAAUUUUAAAAUAUAAAUAA